GCCCAGAAGAAGCAAGAAGUUUCUAGGCCUGCUUGUUGCCGGGUUUAUUAAGCUUCCGGCUCCAUUCUGGACCCCAGCGGCUCUGGCUGAGAGCCUGGACGGCCUGGGCGGACGGAGGCUGGCUGAUCUCCGCUCAGCAGCCACCAUGGCUGAUGGUCAGAUGCCCUUCCCCUGCCCUUAUGGAAGUCGCCUGCGCCGGGACCCCUUCCGAGACUCAUCUCUGUCCUCUCGCCUGCUGGACGAUGGCUUUGGCAUGGACCCCUUCCCCGACGACUUGACUGCCCCUUGGCCUGACUGGGCCCUGCCUCGCAUCUCCUCUGCCUGGCCGGGCACCCUGAGGUCAGGGAUGGUGCACCGGGGGCCCACUUCCGGGGGCAGGUUUAGGGUACCUGCCGAGGGCAGGAGCCCCCCUCCCUUCCCUGGGGAGCCCUGGAAAGUGUGUGUCAACGUGCACAGCUUUAAGCCGGAGGAGCUGAUGGUAAAAACGAAGGAUGGAUACGUGGAGGUGUCUGGUAAACAUGAAGAGAAGCAGCAAGAAGGCGGCAUCGUUUCCAAGAACUUCACAAAGAAAAUCCAGCUUCCUGCAGAGGUGGAUCCUGCGACCGUAUUCGCCUCACUUUCCCCAGAAGGCCUGCUGAUCAUCGAAGCUCCCCAGGUCCCCCCUUACUCACCAUUUGGAGAGAGCAGUUUCAACAAUGAGCUUCCCCAAGACAACCAGGAAGUCACUUGUACCUGAGACCUCAGUCUUGGUCCUUUCUUGUUCCCUCCUCAACCCCAGGGCGUCUCUGAUUCCAGACUACAUUACUUUAGCUGAAUUCAUAGAUUUAGUGUGACUAAAAUUUGGGGGGGUCAGGGUGUAUUGACCAGAUUCCCUGGAUAGUGUACUACUAGUUUUUUUUUUCUGCAAGAUGGAGCAAUUGGCAGGUCAGGCUCUGUUGCACUAGGCCAAAAUGCUGAGAGUUUACCUUUUCUAUUGUGAUGAAAAUGCUGCAGAUUCUAUAGUUGCCAAACAGAUAAAAGGGGACAUAACAUUUCACAUUGUAUCUUACCUUGCAGCUAAUGCAAGAGUUGCUUUUCUCUGGGGACCUCCCCAUCACCCAGAUUCCCAUGCUGGGCUCGCAAUGUCCAUGCCUGUUCCGUGGUUUGGUUGAUGGAGCCCAGUAGCUCACUCCAUUGUGUUUUUGCAGCCCUGGUUUACAGAGGGCUAUAGACAGGUCUUACAUCCCCACGUGGGAUUGAUCCAAAAGCCACAUGAAAACAAACAGUGCCUUCUGCCCUACACCCAGGCAUUUAUAGCACGUUCCCAAGCUGGCACUCCCCGAGGACUCUGGAAGCCCCUUAGUUUAUUCUCUGACUAUAGUCCCCCCUUUCUCAUGUCUCCUAUGUCCAAGUCGGGAUUUUUACAGAGGGGGCUGUCACCAGACAGCUCCACCAGGAACCAAGCAAAGGCCAGACAGCCUGGCAGGCAGACUAGUGGUAUUAUGUAUAUGGGUGGGACGUGUGUGUCAUUGUUAUUUGAAUUGUGCUGUUGUUUAGGAAAAAAUAAUAGUUAAUAAUAAUAAUAAUAAUAACAACAACAACAACAACAACAAUAAAGGAGCUGAUGUUCUUA
Molecule: messenger RNA, 1612 nt
Organism: Vicugna pacos (alpaca)
Lineage: Eukaryota; Metazoa; Chordata; Mammalia; Artiodactyla; Camelidae
Source: RefSeq, a predicted model, not a curated record